AUAUGUGACGAGUUCGGCCGUCGUCGGGACCGUCGUACCAGUCUGCCUAGCUCCGUGGCGUUAGUAAUUAGCAAGCAUGGCGACCGCACAGUGAUAAAAAAUAAAAAAUAAAUUUUUUUUUUUUUUUUAAAAAAGAGAGAGAAUAACAUCAAUCGCCCCAUAUUCGUGUGCGGCGCUCGAAACAUAUCGUCAUAGAGGGGAGUUUGGAUCUAUUUUAAAUGUUCCUUUCCAAGAUCGAAUCAAACAAUCGGACUGAUGUGCAGCUUAGGGUUCAAAACACGCAAUAGUCCAUCGCAGAAAACGUCAUUGCGUUGGGGCGAUUGUUGUCCACUGUGGUUUUCAGACAACUGCACUAAAACCCUGUAGGGAACUAAAAUCGGCUUACACUUAUUUUUAUUUUUGUAACUACGAGCCAAGUUUUCCGUUUCAUAAGAGUUACCUUUAUUAAUCUGUUAACAAAAAAGUAUUUCGAUAUACAUAUCCUAUAUUUGUUUAAACUUUGUUACAUAUACAUUUUUAUUGAUAUAUUUUUGUUGUGUUGAAAAAAAAUAUACCUAACAAAAGCAAUUCGUUGGUGAUAUUGUUACCGGAAAUGUGUUAGUGUAGCUGAUCCAGAGAGUGUACUACUUGAACACGAAAACGAAAACAGUCGAUUGGAGGGCAAUUUGAUUACACAAUAAAACCACUCGUCCAAUAAAUCGUCCACGAUGAACGUCGUGGGCGUCAUAUCUAUAGUUUUCUUCUAUUGCCUAAUCCUGUCGGUCGGACUAUGGGCCGGCAAGAAGAAACACACCGGCAACUCGGAGGAAGAAGUUAUGUUGGCGGGCAGAAAUAUUGGGCUUUUCGUCGGCAUAUUUACGAUGACGGCAACUUGGGUCGGCGGCGGGUAUAUUAAUGGGACGGCCGAAGCGAUUUACACGUCAGGCCUGCUAUGGUGUCAAGCUCCGUUCGGAUAUGCUCUAAGUUUGGUCUUCGGUGGAAUAUUUUUCGCCGAUCCUAUGCGCAGACAAGGGUAUGUUACCAUGUUGGAUCCGCUUCAAGAUUGUUUUGGCGAACGUAUGGGAGGACUGCUGUUUUUACCAGCUUUGUGCGGCGAAGUGUUUUGGUCUGCCGGGAUAUUGUCCGCUUUGGGGGCUACGUUGAGUGUGAUCAUCGAACUGGACCAGGCCACCAGCGUUAUUUUGAGCUGUUGCAUUGCAGUCUUCUACACCAUUUUCGGAGGACUAGCCAGCGUCGCUUACACGGAUGUCAUUCAACUGUUCGCCAUAUUCAUAGGACUGUGGUUGAGCGUGCCGUUUGCGUGGUAUAACAAGAAAGUAGACUUUAACCAGCCUGGUUUGGAUUUGAUCGGUGAGAUCAAGGGAAAGGAUUUCUUAAGCUACAUAGAUUACGCGUUGCUGUUGGUGUUUGGUGGAAUUCCGUGGCAGGUCUAUUUCCAGAGGGUGUUAUCCAGUAAAUCUGCUGCACAAGCUCAGAUACUCUCAUUCGUCGCUGCUUUUGGAUGCUUCAUCAUGGCAAUACCACCGGUUAUUAUUGGAAUGGUAGCAAGGGCUACAGAUUGGAAUCAGACAAAAUACGAAGGACCUAUGCCAAUGACUCAGAAGGAAACUAGCAUGGUGUUGCCAAUGGUUAUGCAGUACCUUACUCCAGAUUGGGUGGCGUUCUUCGCAUUGGGCGCGAUUUCUGCAGCUAUAAUGUCUUCGGCCGAUUCCAGCGUUCUUUCAGCCAGUUCUAUGUUUGCGCGAAAUAUCUAUCGAAUGUUAUUACGACAAAGCGCAUCAGAAAUGGAGAUUGUCUGGGUCAUGCGAUUAUCCAUCGUAGUCGUCGCCUUUUCCGCUACGACUAUGGCAAUUACUAUCCCGUCCAUUUACGGCCUGUGGUCCAUGUGUUCUGACCUAGUUUACGUUAUCCUAUUCCCACAGUUAACUAUGGUAGUUCAUUUCAAACACUAUUGCAAUACAUACGGGUCAUUGGCUGCGUACAUAGUCGCAUUUUACAUACGAAUGGCUGGCGGCGAACCUCUGUUGGGCCUGCGACCAAUGAUACACUUCCCUGGAUGGGACGGUGAAAAACAACUGUUCCCGUUCCGGACCACAGCUAUGCUCUGUUCGUUGUUUACGCUAGUAUUCGUCUCUUGGUUUACAAAGUGGCUGUUUAUCAACGGUAAGCUGGCACCGCACUACGACUGGUUCCAUUGCGUGGUGAACAUACCGGAGGACGCGGUACGAGUUGGGGAGCCGCACGAGGGUGAACAGAUGACCACGCUUACGUCGGGACCGAUGGGGGCGCAGUACGGCGCCGCCGUGACCACCGGUCUGGUCGGCAAAGACGAGAGGAAUGGCAGAAUCAACCCGGCACUGGACAUCAAUGACGACGAAGCGACUACCGCGGUUCAGAGGAAAGCCAGCGUCGUGGGAAAGGUGUACAAGCAGGGGUACGAACAGACGACCACCGGGUUUUGAGUAGGUCGUAUCUCGCGCGGCCCAGUUUUGAUAGGAUCACGAGAAUUAUCGUAGUAGCCCUCUAUUCGUAACAUAUUGUAACCAAAACCCCUUAAGUCUAAUACAAAACUAUUACCUAUUUAUUCAAAACAUUGGGCCGACCUCAACACGUUUGGGUAUGAAAACAUUUUGAAAAAAAAA
Molecule: messenger RNA, 2642 nt
Organism: Acyrthosiphon pisum (pea aphid)
Lineage: Eukaryota; Metazoa; Arthropoda; Insecta; Hemiptera; Aphididae
Gene: ChT
Product: choline transporter
Exons: 11
Coding region: 708-2462 (584 amino acids)
Biological process (GO): transmembrane transport; choline transport; acetylcholine biosynthetic process
Cellular component (GO): plasma membrane
Molecular function (GO): choline:sodium symporter activity
Source: RefSeq, a predicted model, not a curated record